Ricinus communis (castor bean) is the source of this 2065-nucleotide messenger RNA. RefSeq names its product trihelix transcription factor ASIL1. Lineage: Eukaryota; Viridiplantae; Streptophyta; Magnoliopsida; Malpighiales; Euphorbiaceae. The record is from RefSeq and is a predicted model, not a curated record. The coding region runs from base 668 to 1729 and encodes 353 amino acids. The transcript has a single exon. Gene Ontology annotation, molecular function: transcription cis-regulatory region binding. Gene Ontology annotation, cellular component: nucleus.
UUACGCCCAAAACCAACUUUCUCUGACGGGUGACGCUGGAGCAAAAUACAAAGAAAAGAAAUAACAAACUACCCACAAUCGAAAAUGGUAAACACAACACAAUCAAUCAAGGCCAAGAAUAAUUAUGUUUGUCAAGGCGAAGAAAAUGGUAACACAGAACACACAACUUACCAACCUGUCGCGAGGCACCACCACCAGUACCACCACCCUCGCCCUCACCCUCCAAAGAUAAACAAAACAAAACAAAACAAAAAAAAAGAAAAAAAAGAAAACGUGGCCACCCAGGCAUCCACCCUAGGCGGUGGGUUUAUCACUCUCGAGUGACAUCAUUCAAGUCAGAAAGUGGACCUCUAUUUGUGGUGUGCGCAGCCCAUUCCCCUGGCGCACAUUAGCCAACCCCCACACCCUCACACACCUAAGCGGUGGCCUAUCCAUUGUAGAUCUCAAAAUCAGCCGCACACCCCUCCCACAUCCCACCCACCCCUCCCCCUUUUACCCAACAAAAAUCAAUUCAAUAUGUCACCAAACCCCACCACUUCCACUUCCUCCUCGCCCUCUCUUUCUUUUCCUUUCUCCACCACAACCACCAUUCUUGUUUGCCCUCUCCGCCGCCUCCUUUUUUAUCUCCAUCUAUUUUUCUUUACCCAUCACAACACCGUCCCUGAUCAUGUCAACCCCUGGUCCCGGAUCUCCCUCCCCUCCAGAUUCUUCCCUCACACCAAAUCCUCUCCCUUUAGUUCCCGCGCUCCCACAACCCUCCACCAACCCACGCCGUCUCCCGCCGCCUUGCUGGUCUCAUGACGAAACCGUUGCCCUUAUCGACGCUUACCGUGACAAGUGGUACACUCUCCGCCGCGGCAAUCUCAAGGCCAACCAUUGGCAAGAAGUCGCCGACUCCGUUGCUCGUCGAUGCCCCACCGCUUCUCCUCCGAAAACCGCCGUGCAGUGUCGUCAUAAGAUGGAGAAAUUACGGAAACGGUAUAGAACGGAGAUCCAGCGCGCCCGAUCUAUGCCUGUUUCGAGAUUUUCCUCUUCUUGGGUUCAUUUUAAGCGCAUGGAUGCCAUGGAAAAAGGUCCUCAGGCUAAAACUGAUUAUAAUUCUGAGAGUGAUAAUGAGGAUGAGAAGGAGGACGAUGAUGAUGAUGCUAAUCAAGGUUUCUAUAUGGAAAAUCAAAGGAAUGGAGGUAGCGUAUUGAAUACAAGGAGUAUUCAUAAGCUUUAUCGUAAUGGGAUUGGGGUUAAUACUGGUAGCAAUAUGAAUUCUGGGGCUAGUGCCAGUGCUAGUGCUGCAAGUGGGUUUAGAAUUAGAAUACCCACAGGAGUCAGUAUAGCGCAGCCAGCACCUAAAUUUUAUGAUCAGAAGUAUGGUGUAAACCCUAAUUCGAUUCCUAAACCUAAUUUCGGAGGAGCUGGGUCUGGGUCUGUAUCUGGAUCUGGGUUGGCGAGUGGUAGGGUUUUGAGAGGGUCUGAUGAAAUUGGAAAGAAGAGAGAGAGGGAUCCAAUGGAGGAGAUGGUAGCUGCAAUAAAGGUGUUGGGAGAUGGAUUUGUGAGGAUGGAGCAGAUGAAGAUGGAGAUGGCUAGAGAGAUUGAAACAAUGAGGAUGGACAUGGAGAUGAAGCGCACUGAGAUGAUACUCCACUCACAGCAGCGAAUUGUUGAGGCCUUUGCUAAGGCCUUUUCUGAGAAGAAGAAGAAGAAGCCCAAGAGAAUACCUUCACCUGAAUCCUAAUUUAUGAUUGUGCACAUCCAUAUCCUUAUUUCUUUGUUUCUAUGGAUUAAGAUGGUGCUUUUGGAUUUGUAUGUUUAGUUGCCUAUAGAGCCACCUCGCCUUGUGAUUAAUUAUGUAGGAAAUUAGGAACCUUGGAGGCUAAUUUUUUGCAAGAACGUAGCUUUUAUUUUUGUUACAGGCCUGUGGUGUACAAGUGUUAACUUUCUACUUUGGAUUUUAAGGCACAGGAUUGAAGUUGUUUUCAAUCUCGUCUCUCUAAUAUGUGCUUGUGUGUUGAAUGUUACAGAUGCGUUGUGAAAUAAUCAAGCUGCUACUGUUGGUGGGUUUUUACUUUCA